This is a messenger RNA of Echinops telfairi (small Madagascar hedgehog), 596 nucleotides long. It is a transcript of the gene RPS14, whose product is annotated as ribosomal protein S14. Gene Ontology annotation, molecular function: small ribosomal subunit rRNA binding; structural constituent of ribosome; mRNA 5'-UTR binding. NCBI's taxonomy places the organism in Eukaryota, Metazoa, Chordata, Mammalia, Afrosoricida, Tenrecidae. The record is from RefSeq and is a predicted model, not a curated record. Gene Ontology annotation, cellular component: ribosome; cytosolic small ribosomal subunit. The transcript has 5 exons. Gene Ontology annotation, biological process: maturation of SSU-rRNA from tricistronic rRNA transcript (SSU-rRNA, 5.8S rRNA, LSU-rRNA); ribosomal small subunit assembly; translation. The coding region runs from base 96 to 551 and encodes 151 amino acids.
AGACGUAACACUUCCGGGGGCGCGGAAGUGAUCUGUUGCCCCGCCUAAUCCCAACCUCUCUUUCCGGUGGCGGAGUCUAGAGAAGACGAGCAGGCAUGGCACCUCGCAAGGGGAAGGAAAAGAAGGAAGAGCAGGUCAUCAGCCUCGGCCCUCAGGUGGCUGAAGGAGAGAAUGUCUUCGGUGUCUGCCACAUUUUUGCCUCCUUCAAUGACACUUUUGUCCAUGUCACUGACCUCUCUGGCAAGGAAACCAUCUGUCGAGUGACUGGUGGGAUGAAGGUGAAGGCUGAUCGAGAUGAAUCUUCGCCCUAUGCUGCCAUGUUGGCUGCCCAGGAUGUGGCCCAGAGGUGCAAGGAGCUGGGCAUCACGGCCCUACACAUCAAACUCCGAGCCACUGGAGGAAACCGGACCAAGACCCCUGGCCCUGGGGCCCAAUCUGCGCUCCGAGCCCUUGCCCGCUCAGGGAUGAAGAUCGGGCGGAUUGAGGAUGUCACCCCCAUCCCCUCCGACAGCACUCGCAGGAAGGGGGGUCGCCGUGGUCGCCGGCUGUGAAAGGACUCCUCAAAUUAUUUUCUGUCAAUAAAUUACCUUCGAGGA